AUGAAAUUCGGGAAGGAAUUUACUUCACAAAUGGUGCCGGAAUGGGAGGGAGCUUACAUGAACUACAGUCACCUCAAGACAAUCUUGAAAGAAGUCUUGAUUUUCCGGCGAUGGAAGCAGAAGCAAUCACCUCCAUCGCCUUUCACACCUCGGAAAAGAAACUUGUUGAAGAAAAGCACUUUUUACAGAGCUUUUAGUGGACUAACAAAUCGACACAGUAAUUACAGCAACAAUGACGAUGAAGACGAAGCGAUUCUCGUGAGUGAAAUGCAGCAGCAAGAACUACCGUCGGCGGAGGGGGAGAGUUACCAAACUUUGUUUCUCCGGUCAUCGGAGGAAGGAGCAGAGAAUGAGCUUGUGUUCUUCAGAAAACUUGAUAAUGAGUUCAACAAGGUCAUCCAUUUCUACAGAGGCAAGGUGGAGGAGGUGGUGGUGGAGGCAGAAGAUUUGAAUAAACAAAUGGAUGCUUUCAUUGCCCUUCAAAUCAAAAUCAAUGAUCCCAAUUUUCAGAGUUCAUCUCCAUCUCCAUCUUCAAAUUCAGGUUCACUGCCAUUAGAGGAGAUUCAAGAACUUGAAGGAAGACCAGAAAGGGACCAACAAAAGAGGGUUUCUUUAGAAAUUCUAAAUCACGUAAAGAUCAAUGUCAUUCCAGAAUCUGCAUUAUCCACGUUGAAAAAUAUUUUUGAUGGCACAAAAAGCGACUUAUCAUUCAGCACAGGAGAACUCAGAAACGUACAGAUGAAACUGAAACAGGCUUUUGUAGAAUUCCACAGAAAGCUUCGACUUCUGAAAAGCUACUCUUUCUUGAAUCAAUUGGGUUUCUCCAAGAUCAUGAAGAAGUAUGAUAAGAUCACAUCAAGAAACGCAUCAAAAGCUUAUCUAGAGAUGGUCGAGAAUUCUUACUUGAGCCAAUCUGAUGAGGUUGCUAAGCUCAUGGAGAGAGUCGAAGCUGCAUUUAUAAAGCACUUCGCCAAUGCAAAUCGCCGUCAAGGAAUGAGGGACUUAAGACCAAGAGCUAAAAGAGACAACCAUAGAGUAACAUUUUUUGUGGGUUGUUUCUUUGGCUGUUCAAUAGCACUUAUAGUGGCAGUCAUCCUAACGGUACAUGCUAGAGACCUUCUCCAAAGUGAAGGUCGUAACCAAUACAUGACCAACAUAUUUCCGUUAUACAGUUUGUUCGCAUACAUUGUGUUGCACAUGCUAAUGUAUGCCGCAAACAUAUAUUUUUGGAUGCGUUAUCGUGUCAAUUACGCCUUCAUUUUCGGGUUCAAGCCAAGUACGGAAUUGGGUUACAAAGAAAUCCUACUUUUAAGCUCUGGUCUAUCAGUACUCACUCUUGCAGCUGUAAUCUCAAAUCUUGAAAUGGAAAUGGAUGAAAGAACUAAAAGUUUCCAAGCUCUGACUGAAUUGGUCCCUUUAAGUCUAGUCAUUGUUGUGCUUCUGAUAACGUUUUGCCCGUUUAACAUCAUCUAUCGUACCAACCGGUUCUUUCUUAUAGUGUGUCUAUGGCACUGUGUUUGUGCUCCUUUUCACAAGGUCAAUUUCCCUGAUUUCUUCUUGGCUGAUCAGUUAACUAGCCAGGUUCAGUUAUUGAGGACUUUGGAAUUCUAUGUCUGCUACUAUGGUUGGGGAGACUUCAAGAAGAGAGAAAACAGAUGUGACCAAAGUGAUGUCUAUAAGACUUUUAAUAUACUUAUAGCCGUUAUCCCGUAUUGGUUUCGAUUCUUACAGUGUUUACGGCAAUGGUGGGAACGGAAAGAGUAUGGUCAAGCUGCAAAUGGACUCAAGUACUUGUCGACAAUUGUUGCUGUAGUCACAAGAACGAUCUAUGUUCAGAGGCCAGGAUUGGCUAUAAGAAUCAUCGCUGCAUCCAGUUCGGUUAUUGCUACAGUUUUCAACACCUACUGGGACAUGGUGAAGGAUUGGGGUCUUCUUUGUAGGAACUCCAACAACCCUUGGUUAAGAGACAAACUUAUUUUACCAAAUAAAUCGGUCUACUUUAUAGCAAUGGUACUGAAUGUGAUAUUGAGGCUUGCUUGGAUGCAAACGGUGUUAGAUUUCCACGAAACUCCUACUCUCCAUCGAAGCACAGUGAUAUUCAUAUUUGCCGGUUUGGAGAUCAUUCGUCGUGGUAUAUGGAACUUCUUCAGGUUGGAAAACGAGCACCUGAAUAAUGUAGGGAAAUUUCGAGCAUUUAAAUCGGUACCGCUGCCUUUUAGCUACGAAGACGGGGACAAGGAACUAUGAUUUGUUUCGUAUUCAAUUGCUAGUUUUGUUUUACAUACGUUUCUGAUUCAUUUUUAUUUUAAAUUGCUU
Messenger RNA from Cynara cardunculus var. scolymus (artichoke), 2316 nucleotides. Its product is annotated as phosphate transporter PHO1 homolog 9-like. Gene Ontology annotation, molecular function: inositol hexakisphosphate binding. The record is from RefSeq and is a predicted model, not a curated record. Gene Ontology annotation, biological process: cellular response to phosphate starvation; phosphate ion transport. Bases 1 to 2247 code for a protein of 748 amino acids. Lineage: Eukaryota; Viridiplantae; Streptophyta; Magnoliopsida; Asterales; Asteraceae. The transcript is spliced from 10 exons. Gene Ontology annotation, cellular component: cytoplasm; plasma membrane; Golgi apparatus.